Parasteatoda tepidariorum (common house spider) is the source of this 5532-nucleotide messenger RNA. Its product is annotated as carnitine O-palmitoyltransferase 1, muscle isoform. Gene Ontology annotation, biological process: carnitine metabolic process; fatty acid metabolic process. Gene Ontology annotation, molecular function: carnitine O-palmitoyltransferase activity. NCBI's taxonomy places the organism in Eukaryota, Metazoa, Arthropoda, Arachnida, Araneae, Theridiidae. Gene Ontology annotation, cellular component: mitochondrion. The record is from RefSeq and is a predicted model, not a curated record.
AAGUCAAAAUAAUUCCAUCGGCUUUCAACACUUUCAUUUUUGUGUUUCCAUCUUCUCAACCACGCCCCAAAUUGAACAAAUGAUAGUCCAAACUGACACAAACAAAUCUGACGUCAUUACAUACGAGUUGAGAGUAGGAAAAGCAGCGUUUCGAUCUCUGCAGUCACUGCUUUUUGCCGCCGAAUCUCUUCCCACAACCCACAUUUUUGGGCGGAAGAAUCGAUUAGAGUCGGGUGCCGGCAGGUACCACAACUAGUUUGCAUACUGUUGGAACUGAAGGCAGCAAGCCCUGCAGUUAUGGCUGAAGCUCAUGUUGCUGUUGCUUUUAGUUUCGCCAUUACUCAUGAAGGAGUUAACAUUAAUUAUGAUAAAGAAGUUUUAAGCCUUGUUUGGAACAGUGGAGUUAGAUCAUGGAAGAAAAGAUUUGCCCGCUUUAUGAAUAAUAUUCAUUGUGGCAUCUAUCCGGCAUCAAUAUCUAGUCUUUUUAUCCUGACUACUCUUAUGGUCUCUCUAUUCUUGGCCAAUGUUGAUGCAUCAUUUGGUGGAAUCACUUACCUGGAAAAGUAUAUUCCUGGAGAUUCUUUUGCUCCCUUUACUAUAAAACUGGCUGCCUGUGUGGCUUACAGUUUUUGUUUAUGGAUUACAAUUAUUCUAAUGCUGCGAUACACCCUCAAACUUCUUCUUAUGUAUAAAGGAUGGAUGUUUGAAGGUCGACAUGGGAGAAAAACGUCUUUGAAAACCUACAUUUGGGCUGGUUUGGUGAGAACACUGACCAUGAAAAGAAGUCCCAUGUUAUAUUCAUUUCAGAGUUCUCUUCCUCGAUUACCACUCCCAUCUCUUGAGGGCACAAUGAAACGAUACCUAACUACUGUACGGCCAUUAUUAGACGAUGAUAAAUACCACAAAAUGGAGGAAAUGGCCAUGGAGUUUAAAACAGGUGUUGGUAAAAAACUUCAGCGCUAUUUGUGGUUGAAAUCUUGGUGGGCAUCUAAUUAUGUAACUGACUGGUGGGAAGAUUAUGUUUACUUAAGCGGUAGAUCGCCAUUGCUGGUGUACAGUAACUGUUAUGGUUUGGACUAUGUUCCCCUUCCGACAACCUCACAAUCUGCAAGAGCUGCCAAUUUCAUUCAUGCUGCAAUGACUUUUAGGAAACUCCUUAACACUCAAACACUAAAGCCUGUCACUGUACAAAAUUUUAUUCCUUUGUGUGCCUGGCAAUAUGAAAGGAUGUUUAAUACUACUCGAGUACCAGACCCAGAGAAAGAUAGGGUUGUUCAUCUGUCUGAUUCUCAACACUUGGCUGUCUACAAUAGAGGACGUUUUUACAAGUUAAUGUUAUAUAAUAAAAACCGCCUUUUGAAACCUGCUGAAAUUCAGUGGCAAUUGCAACAAAUUUUAGAAGAUCAGAGUGUGCCUUAUCCUGGAGAAAACCACCUUGCUGCACUCACAGCUAACAACAGAACUGUGUGGGCAAAUGCCAGAACGACAUAUUUUUCUAAAGGUCUCAACAAAUCUUCUUUAAAGAUUAUUGAAGAUGCAGCAUUUUUUUUGGUUUUAUAUGAUGAAGACUUAGAUUUUGAUCCUAAUGAUCCCUCAAAGCUCAAUAAGUUCUCACAAGCUCUGCUCCAUGGAAAAGGCUAUAACAUGUGGUUAGACAAGUCUUUCAAUAUUGUUGUUUCCAAAAAUGGGAGGUUGGGCUGCAAUUGUGAACAUUCCUGGUGCGAUUCUCCCAUCAUGUCACAUUUCUGGGAAUUUUGUAUUGGGAUGGAAUUCACAACUUUAAAAUAUACAGAGGAUGGGAAUACUGUUGGCACAGUGGAGGAACUUCCACCUUCACCCAUUCGACUGAAAUGGGAUCUACAUCCUGAGUGUGUUGAUUUAGUUAGGUCGUCCAUGCAGAUAGCUAAUGCCAUCAUUGCCGAAGUAGAUCUUCAAGUCUUGUACCAUUCUGAUUAUGGGAAAGAUUUUAUUAAAAAAUGCAAAGUUAGUCCUGAUGCUUAUAUACAGAUGGUUUUGCAGCUAGCAUAUUAUAGAGAUGCAAAACGAUUCAAUCUUACAUAUGAAGCUUCAAUGAUGAGGCUGUUCCGUGAGGGACGUACUGAAACCGUUAGGCCUGUAACAAUGGAGUCUUGUGACUUUGUCCUUGCUGUAGAUAACACAGCCAUAUCGGCAACAGAAAAACUUCGUUUAUUGCAAAGAGCUUGUUCAAAACACCAAGAAUCAUAUCUUAAUGCCAUGGUUGGGAAAGGAAUCGAUCGGCAUAUUUUCUGUUUGUAUGUGGUUUCAAAACACUUAGAAGUAGAGUCACCAUUCUUAAAAGAAGUAUUGGGUGAACCGUGGAGACUUUCUACUAGUCAGACACCUCACAAUCAUGCUGGUAUAUUAGAUACCAAGAAAUAUCCACAAUAUGUUUGCCUGGGUGGUGGAUUCGGUCCAGUUGCUGAUGACGGAUAUGGUGUUUCAUAUGACAUAGCAUCAGAAAAUGUUAUGUUUUUCCAUGUUUCCAGUAAAAGAACAUCACCAGAAACAGACACAACACGCUUCAUUGAUCUUAUUGAGAAGUCUUUGAGUGAUGUGAGGCAAAUCUUUCUGGACAGUGUGGCAGAAAAGUGAACUCAAUGUCAUGCAAGAUUUGUAUAACUGCCAUUAUCAGAUUUGCAUUUUAGAUCGUUGGGACUAAGGUUUACAUUUGCUUCACAAUACUGUUUUUAUUCUAGAGAAAGCUUAGCUUGGAAGCAAUUGAAGGAGAAAUCUUUGUGUUGCACAUAUUUCUUUGCUACAUUUCCUCUUGAUGUGACAUUUUUUCUCCUGAACUAAACCUGCUGAUCAAAAUUACAUAUGGAUACACUUUGAAUUAGCAUUAAUAUAAUGAACUGUACUUAAUGAUAUUAACUGGAAGAAAAAAAAUUCUGUGAUUAUAGGAAUUUUUUCUUAAUAGUCAAUAUUUUUACCUUUACUUAAUAUAUUUACAUUCAUACUUGUAUAAAUAGAAAUUCAUCUAUGAAAAUGUAUCUUUUUUUAUACACUCUACAUAAAAAUUUCUCCAAUGAUUUUGUGCUAAGAAAUAUUUAAUUUUCGUUACAUGAUAUUUAAAUAGUAUUUUUUAUUACUUUUAAGUAUUUUACUUAUUUAAAAAAUUGACAAAUUUACCCUUUUUAUUUAGAAUUGGAGUACGGUUUAAAUGAUACUUUUAGACGCUGUUUUUAUUCACUUUUAAGCUAUCUUAGCUCUUAGAGUUUUAAAAAAAUGCUUCUUCUUUUUCCUUUUUUUUUUUUUUUUUNUUUUUUUUUUUUUUUUUUUUUUUUUUUUUUUUUUUUUUUUUUUUUUUUUUUUUGCUAGUAAUAUUCAAGAGUUUAAACAUUUCAGCCUGUUAAUCAGAGAAUAAAAUUUUGUUUAAAUUCAUUUUACGAUGGGGACUUCUUUCUUUAUAGUAAUUUCCCUGUUGAAACAGUUAACUAUUUUUUACUCUGACAUUUUUUUAAUUGAUUCUAAAGAUACUCUUGUGUAUUAAUCAAAAAGAGAAAAAAAAGAUUUCCAGUUCUAUUUGUUCAUAAUAGCCCUCAUAUUUUUCAAACAUUUUUAUUAAUUUUCUAUGCAAGCAUGCGUAAUUAAUUAUCUUGUUUUAAUAUAUUCUUAAACUAUAAUUUUUUUACAUUAAGAACUUUUCUAAUUAAAUGAAGAAAGGCGUUUUUUUUAUUUUGUUAAUAUCUAUUGUGAUAUUGCUUUAUUGAACAAUUUUACUAUUUUUUUCAACAAUGGGAUGAUAACUAUUUUGUUAAUAAUUGCUUUUUUAUACUUUAAGAAAAUUAAUUUUUAAAACAAAGAUGUGCAUUUUUAUAUGAUUAUAUUAAAUUCUGAUGAUAUUAUUAUAUUUAUUAAGCGUUUUUGCAACUUCGCUCAUAGUUGUCUUGCCAAUUAAAAUUUGUUUUGCAUCCUUUAUAGAAAUUAGUUUUGUUGAAGUGUUUGUCUUAUUUUGUUAUAAUCCUUGCUGAUAAUGCUUUGUUGAACGUUUUUACUAUUUUUUUACAUAGCUGUCUUGCUUAUAAAAAUUAUUUUUUGGACCUUCAGAAAUUAGGUUUUGUAAUUACAUUUAAAAGAAUAAAAGAAAAACUUAAUAGUUUAGUUUGUUGCAUUAUCUUAUCCCUAGUGAUAUUUAUUACAUUCUUUGGUACUUUUCCAUUUCGCCAGCGCAAGCGAUAAAGUUGCUAAUAAAAAGUCACUGGCUUUAAGUAUAUUCAACUUUAUUUUAUUUAUUUUUUUUUUGGUGAUGAAUAUUUAAAAGAAAUAGAAAAGUAUCCAUUCUUCUAACCCAUUAACUAUUUUUUUUACUCAAGCAUAAUUUGCUUUUAAAUUGUUUUCAUGAUAGUUUUCUUUCCUUAAAGAAAUAACUUUUUCAAUUAAAUAAAAAAGAAUUAUUAUAAUUUAUGGUGAUUAUGCUUAAUUAAGCAUUUUCAAAAAACUUUUUGACAAUAAUAUGUAAAGCUACCUUGCUAAUAAAAAUUUGUUUUCAUAAUUUAAAGAAGUGUAUAUCAUCUUAAAUGAUUAUAAUAAUCAUAUAAAAUUAAUUAUGAAAACUCGUUUUAUUUGAAUAAUUAUAUCCAUUGUGAUAUUUAUUACAUAUUUCAUAGAUUUUUUUACAGAUUAUUUUGCAUACACUGCUGGUAUGCGAUAGAUAGGAAAUAUUAGUUCCAAAAAAAAGCACAAACUACUACUUGAAUUUUACGCAAUAUAAUUCUUUGUAUUUCUAUUAAUGGAUUUAAUUUAAAUGCUGCAAAACUUGCCAUACAAUGCAGACAAAAGUGCAGAAAAUUUUAGUCUUUAUUUCUGAAUGCUUAGUGUUAUUUUCCUUAAAGUGCACAUAUAUUUGAAGUGUUCACUCUGGAAGUCUAUAAAUUUUGGAGAGUAUAUCAAAUAAUAAUUAGAAAUUUUAUUCGCAUGUGAUUUUUUUUUUUAUGUACAUAAUUUGUGAACAAUUUAAUACCAGAUGCUAUUUCAACUUAUUUUUAUUCAAUUUUUUGUAUUUUUCUCAACAGAGUCAAAUAAUAUCUUAUUUAAAUUCAGUAUCCCUUUAAUUUUUCACUUUAUAAAAUCGCAAAAGAUUUUUUAAAUUAACUUAACAAAAAAUAGAGUUGGUUAUGCAUAAUUAUAAAUUAUAAUUUCAGUUAAUAAUUUUUGGUGUAUUAAAAAAUUAAUAGUACAAUCCAGUUACUUAGUGAUAUAACCUUUAUCGUCUUUUUGCAUUUAAGAAAAAUGCCUUUUAUAUUCUUUACAAUUCACUUAUAAUAUUUUUUAAAGUUUGCUUCUGUAUUCAAAAUUGUACUCUUAUGACUGUUAAUGCAAGUUAGCUGUGCAAAAAAAGCUAAUUUUUAUUCUUCUAGACAAUGUGUUGAGUUGUUUUUGUCAUUGCUUAAAUAUUCAUAUUUGUAUGAUUUUUACAUUCCAUACAAUUACAUUCUUUUUGUUGCAAUCUUUUAAUAAUUUUGAAGCAAAGGUAUUUGUUUUCAUCAUCAAUAAAGCAUUUAUAGAAAAGCU